AGCGGUCGUCCAGUACAAUAGUGCUGUUGUGUCGUGGUGAGAGGGUGAUUGCUGCUUUUGGGAUAUUGACAGUGGGACAGAAAAGAAAUAAGAAAUAAACGCGUAUUUUCCGCGUCUGUAGACUGCUGAUUUAAAAACACCAUUGCAGACUCCAUCGCUUUGUGCGAUCGUCCCGAAACGGUGGAUUUUUGGAUGUGAGGCAUGAGCAGACGACAGAAAAAGCACGGCGGAUGAACACAGUAGCAUGCAAUUUAUGGAUACGUCAGGAUGAAACGACUCAGGGCUUCAAGCAGCAGUGACAGUUCAGACAAUGAGAGUCCCUCAACGUCCUUCUCCUCUAACAAGUAUGGGAGCAAACCAGGCACCCCCGCCUCUGCUCAGAAGAAACCAGCAGAGGUGUUCAGAAAAGACCUGAUCAGCGCGAUGAAGCUGCCAGACUCACAUCAUGUGUCUCCAGAGGAUUAUUACUUGCUGGCUGAUACCUGGAAGCAGGAAUGGGAGAAAGGUGUGCAGGUGCUCGCUAGUCCAGAUACCAUCCCUCAGCCUUCGGUGAGGAUAAUAGCAGAGAAGCCAAAGGAGGUCCUCUUUAGUAAACCAAGAAAGUUUAUCCAGUGCUGGAGUCAGGACUCUACGGAGACAGGCUAUGUCAACAUUAAGGAGCUGGCAGAGGCUAUGUGCAGAUACGAUCUUGAUGAUAUAGAUCUAUACUGGCUCCAGAAGCUCAAUGCAGAGCUUCUGCAAAUGGGUGAUGGGCCAUUGGAUGAGUUCACAGUGGAGCGGGUAAUGGAGGCUCUGGAGAGGCAGUGCCAUGAUAACAUGAACCACGCUAUUGAAACGGAGGAGGGCUUGGGAAUAGAGUACGACGAGGACGUAAUAUGUGAUGUGUGUCGCUCGCCCGACAGCGAGGAGGGGAAUGACAUGGUCUUUUGUGACAAAUGCAACAUUUGUGUGCACCAGGCUUGCUAUGGCAUUGUGAAAGUGCCGGAUGGAAACUGGCUGUGCAGAACUUGUGUGCUUGGCAUCAACCCUCAGUGCCUUCUAUGUCCCAAAAGUGGGGGCGCGAUGAAGGCCACCAGGGCGGGCACCAAAUGGGCUCAUGUGAGCUGUGCGCUUUGGAUACCGGAAGUGAGCAUUGCAUGUCCGGAAAGGAUGGAACCCAUCACCAAAGUGUCUCAUAUACCCCCCGGUCGCUGGUCACUCAUCUGUAGUCUUUGUAAAAUCAAGACAGGAGCCUGCAUACAGUGCUCGGUCAAAAACUGCACCAUCCCUUUCCACGUCACCUGCGCUUUCGAGCACAACCUGGAGAUGAAGACCAUCCUAGACGAAGGCGACGAGGUCAAGUUCAAAUCCUACUGCCUGAAGCAUAGCAAACCCAAAACUGGAGAACCAGGUUUGAGUCCGGCCCGACACAAACCCCCGACCGAUACUGAGAAACUGGGCCUGAGGGCUCAGAAGCUUCAGGAGCUGGAAGAGGAGUUCUACACGCUCGUGCAUCCCGAAGAAGUGGCACAGGACCUGGGACUGCCUUUCCAUCUGCUGGAUUUCAUCUUUCAGUACUGGAAGAUAAAGAGGAAAAGUAACUUUAACAAAGCUUUGCUGCCACCUAAAGACGAUGAAGAAAACCUUCUGCUGCAGCCGCAGGAGGACAGCAUUCACACACGCAUGCGCAUGUUUAUGCACCUGCGCCAGGACCUGGAGCGGGUAAGGAACUUGUGCUAUAUGGUGAGUCGAAGAGAAAAACUGAAGCUGUCUCAAAGUAAAGCUCAGGAGCAGAUCUUCAAUCUUCACGUCAAGCUCAUCAACCAAGAGUUGUCUGCAGGGCUUCCAGUAUCGAGUUCUUUAGAGAACCUGCUGUUCCCCCCACCUCCCAGGAUAACCUUAAAACUCAAAAUGCCCAAAUUGUCACUUGGUAAAACCAACUCCAAAUCUGGUAAUGGACCUUUAUGCCCAGAUAACAGCGGUAAUGUGUACGACAGCAUCGAGGGAGGCGUCGGUCAAGGAAAACCGCAGCUCCAUCAGAGUCGGACAGAGGAGCGCGCCAACGGUCUCAUCCCUACUUCCAUCUACAUCCGACGAGAUGGUGGGACUCCGCCUUUGGCCGUGAAGCAGACUGGCAAACCCCUUGCUUUGCACGCUGCCCUCCACGGUCAGUCUUCUAACGGCAAAGUUAAAAGCGAGACGGGCAAACCCCUUGCUCUCCACGCUGCCCUCCACGGUCAGUCGUCUAACGGCAAAGUUAAAAGCGAGACGGGCAAACCCCUUGCUUUGCACGCUGCCCUCCACGGUCAGUCAUCUAACGGCAAAGUUAAAAGCGAACAGGAGAAAUCCCGUCAACCAAAACCCAAUGGCAUUAUUGAGAAGCCUGUGCUUCAAAGAGACACUUCCUGCCAGGGGUCUACCGAGCAGGAAACCCGUACUGAGAUUCCGGGGAAAAUUCAAAUGGGUGGAUUCCACAAAACCUCCCUUGAGCACUUCAGCAAAUCCCUGAAAGAGGCCACUGUCAGUUUAGUUCGGACCGACGACCUCCGAGCUUUCGAGAAGAACGCACGCAAGGCGUCUGGCUUCACCAAACCGGUUUCCGGUGAGCGGCCGCUAGGGGGCAGCAGAACGUUUCAGGAGAGCGAUGGUUACUGCCCUGAUGCGGAGCUCAGUGACUCUGAGCCCGAGGCUAAGAGAAGGUCUCGGCCGGGAAGUAGAGCGCAUAAACAGAAAACCCCUGCCAGCAACUUAGUCAAGUCAUCCAGUCGAACAAAACUGUCUUUUGGCUCUAGGACAUCAUCAGUGCAAAGGUGACAUCUUCUAAAGCAUUGAAUUGUCAAACACACUGCCGCAUAUUACCGUAAACACUCCGGUAAUCCUAAUUCCAGACUCGCCCUCUGGAAAAUAGUUUUCCUCUGUUGAGGAUUAGGCGACGGUCAUCUGAUGGAGCAGAUACAAACCAGAGCUCAGCCUUUAUAUGUGAGCAGUGUAGAUUCACUUUUCACAGAAAAGGAGUGCCAAACAAAUCUCUCCUGUCUAUUGGCACAGAUUCAUCUGUUUUCUUGAUGGGUCUCACUGUGUCUUUCUUCCCAGCUCAGUGUUUCUGUAAAACUCAGUAAUGGACAAUACACUAUAUUAACUUGGUCUUGUACAGUACAGUACAGUACAGGUUUUAUGGGUCUUGAAGCAGUGUUUCUGUACUAAAUGUAAAAAAAGAACCUCAGUUUUUAGACUGUACAUAGUAGUUUGUGUUAAGACGUGGAUCACUUUGAGAAGAUUUUCCACUUGCAAAAACAUUACUUUCUUACUGAUAUGGUUAUGCAAAUAAACAAAAACCUGAGAACUCUGACAAAUGUUUGUUUUGAG
Molecule: messenger RNA, 3345 nt
Organism: Paramisgurnus dabryanus
Lineage: Eukaryota; Metazoa; Chordata; Actinopteri; Cypriniformes; Cobitidae
Gene: jade3
Product: jade family PHD finger 3
Biological process (GO): regulation of transcription by RNA polymerase II
Cellular component (GO): histone acetyltransferase complex
Source: RefSeq, a predicted model, not a curated record